This is a messenger RNA of Prorocentrum cordatum, 567 nucleotides long. The record is from the annotation of a GenBank genome assembly. Lineage: Eukaryota; Dinophyceae; Prorocentrales; Prorocentraceae.
AUGGGUCGCGGCAAGAUCGUGCGGACCCAGCGCGCGAAGUUUCUCCUGCAGGAUUGUCGUGGCAGGCUUGCAGGGCUGCAGGGCAAGGCUAUCAAGGCUGCAGCCACGCGGGGGAGCGCUGCGGUGCCUCUCUUGCUCGCCGCGGGCUCGGCCGUCAGGGCCGCUCGUGCUCGGCAGGACCAAGAGGCAGCCGAUGGCGCUGAGGCCACCGACGCCGCCGAGGACGACCAAGCAAGCGGUCUGGCGGACCCUGAAGUGGAGUACCGUGUCGCGUAUGACGACGGGGGCUAUGGCGACGAGACGGUCCUCAGCCAGGAGAUCAGGUGCCACCAGGAGCUCCUGUUCCACCUGAAGCGGGGGUUCCUUCGGGAGAUCGAGCACCACCUGGAGCUCGAGUACCUUCGGAAGAUCGGGUACCUGCUGGCGAUCAAGUACCACCAGGAGAUCGGGUACCGCACGGAGUUCCUGUACCGCCUGAAGUGGGUGUUCCUUCUGGAGAUCAGGUACCACUUGAAGCUCGGGCACCUGCUGGAGUGCGGAUUCCACAUGCGGUUCGGGUACCGCCAG